CUGGCACCCGCGAUUCGAAACGCCAGAAACGUGUCAGAGGAACCCGAGGCCACCAGGGUCGUGAGGACCCAGGAUCCAGCGAACAUGGUAACCUGCAUACCACCCUCCGAGCAAAUCGGCUGUGCCAAAGGAGAUUCGCGAGUUUAUUGUACUGAAGAUACCGGGGACACUGACGUUGUGCGGGUUACAGACUGCGGGAGUCCUGAAGACAGUGGACCACAGAAUGAGCCAGGCUACUGCAAUUCAGAGGACUCGGGGCAGCUGAUGGCCUCCUACGAGGGUAAAGCUGGGGGCUACCAGGUGCCUCCUUUCGGCUGGCGAAUCUGCUUGGCUCACGAAUUUGCAGAGAAAAGGAAACCCUUUCAGGCCAACAACAUCUCUCUAAGCAACUUGGUGAAGCAUUUCGGUAUGGGCUUGAGGUACUUGAAGUGGUGGUACCGGAAGACUCAAGUGGAAAAGAAGACCCCUUUCAUCGACAUGUUCAAUUGUGUACCCCUGAGACAGAUUUAUGGUUGUCCCUUGGGUGGCAUUGGAGGAGGCACUAUCACCCGGGGCUGGAGAGGCCAGUUCUGUCGUUGGCAGCUUAACCCUGGAAUGUACCAGCACCAGACAGUCAUUGCAGACCAAUUUACAGUAUGCUUGCGGCGGGAUGGGCGGACUGUGUAUCAGCAAGUUCUGUCCCUGGAGCGUCCAAGUGUCCUGCGCAGCUGGAACUGGGGCCUGUGUGGUUGCUUUGCUUUCUACCACGCCCUCUAUCCCCGAGCCUGGACAGUCUAUCAGCUUCCCGGCCAGAGUGUCACCCUCACCUGCCGCCAAGUCACACCCAUCUUGCCCCAUGACUACCAGGACAGCAGCCUCCCUGUAGGCCUCUUUGUGUGGGACAUAGAAAACGAAGGAGAUGAAGCCCUGGAUGUGUCCCUUAUGUUCUCCAUGCGGAAUGGAUUAGGAAGUGAAGAUGAUGCCCCAGGAGGCUUAUGGAAUGAGCCCUUCCGCCUGGAACAGGACGGGACGACCAUACAGGGGUUACUCCUUCACCAUCCAACCCCUCCAAACCCCUACACCAUGGCUGUGGCUGCACGAUGCACGGCAGAUACCACAGUAUCCUACAUCACAGCCUUUGACCCUGACAGCACUGGGCAGCAGGUGUGGCAGGACCUACUGCAAGAUGGACAGCUGGACUCCCCUGCUGGCCAAAGUACCCCAACACAGAAAGGAGAAGGUGUCGCUGGGGCUGUGUGUAUCUCCAGGAAGCUGCCACCACGAGGUCGGUGCUGCCUGGAGUUCUCACUGGCUUGGGACAUGCCUAGGAUCGUGUUUGGAGCUAAGGGCCAGGUCCACUACAGGCGGUAUACACGGUUCUUUGGUUCAGAUGGUGACGUGGCACCUGCUCUCAGCCACUACGCACUGUGCCAAUAUGCAGACUGGGAGAAGAGAAUCUCGGCAUGGCAGAGCCCAGUGCUGGAUGACAGAUCCUUACCUGCCUGGUACAAAUCUGCAUUGUUCAAUGAAUUGUACUUCCUGGCUGAUGGAGGCACAGUAUGGCUGGAAGUUCCUGAAGACUCCCUACCAGAGGAGCUGGGAGGGAGCAUGCAUCAGCUCCGCCCCAUUCUGCAGGACUAUGGGCGAUUUGGCUAUCUUGAGGGCCAGGAGUAUCGCAUGUACAACACGUAUGACGUCCACUUUUAUGCUUCUUUUGCCCUCGUCAUGCUGUGGCCCAAACUUGAGCUCAGUCUACAGUAUGAUAUGGCUCUGGCAACUUUCAAGGAGGACCUGACACGGCGACGGUACCUGAUGAGUGGCGUGAUGGCGCCUGUGAAAAGGAAGAAUGUUAUCCCUCACGAUAUUGGGGACCCAGAUGACGAGCCAUGGCUCCGGGUCAAUGCAUACUUGAUUCAUGAUACUGCGGACUGGAAGGACCUGAACCUGAAGUUUGUGCUGCAAGUUUAUCGCGACUAUUACCUGACGGGCGAUCAAGGCUUCCUGAAGGACAUGUGGCCUGUGUGUCUGGCUGUGAUGGAAUCUGAAAUGAAGUUUGACAAGGACCAAGAUGGCCUCAUUGAGAACGGAGGCUACCCAGACCAGACCUAUGACGGAUGGGUCACCACGGGCCCCAGUGCUUACUGUGGAGGGCUGUGGCUGGCAGCUGUGGCUGUGAUGGUUCAGAUGGCUGUUGUAUGUGGGGCCCAGGACAUCCAGGAGAAGUUUUCUAACAUUCUCUGUCGAGGCCGAGAAGCUUACGAAAGACUGCUCUGGAACGGCCGCUAUUACAACUAUGACAGUAGCUCCCACCCUCAGUCCCGCAUCGUCAUGUCCGACCAGUGUGCUGGACAGUGGUUCCUGAGGGCCUGUGGCCUAGGAGAAGGGGACACUGAGGUAUUUCCUACCCUGCAUGUGGUCCGUGCUCUCCAAACCAUCUUUGAGCUCAAUGUCCAGGCCUUUGCAGGAGGAGCCAUGGGGGCUGUGAAUGGGAUGCAGCCUCAUGGUGUCCCUGAUAGAUCCAGUGUGCAAUCUGAUGAAGUUUGGGUGGGUGUGGUCUACGGCCUGGCAGCCACCAUGAUCCAAGAGGGCUUGACUUGGGAAGGUUUCCGGACAGCUGAAGGCUGUUACCGCACCGUAUGGGAACGCCUGGGCCUGGCUUUCCAGACCCCAGAGGCGUACUGCCAGCAGCGAGUGUUCCGCUCCCUGGCCUACAUGCGGCCAUUGAGCAUCUGGGCCAUGCAGCUGGCCCUGCAACAGCAGCAGCAUAAAGAGAGCAGCAGGCCAGUGGUCACACAGCGGACAGGACUCAGCACAGAGCCUGAAUGUGGACCGAAGAAACCUCUGUCAAGCCUGAGUCCAGAGUGAGCACUCUGGACUGUGAGGCCCGGCCUCUGCACUGGUCUGCGCCCCGUCCUCCCACGACUCCUGCAGCCCUGAGCCAACUGGACAAUCGUGCCCCUGCCCUUCUUCCUCCUGACUGUGCCAGUAACAAGGGGCUGAGGAACCACUUAUUUAUUUCUUUCCCUACCUGCUGCUUCGGUGGAUGAAAUAUUCAAAGCCAGUACAUUUCUCCAAGUCUAUUCUUGGGACAACAGAUAAACAUGGGUAUCAAUAAAAGACCCAGAAAACUAGUAAGUGUGGUGCGUCUGAGUUCCCAGGCAUCUAGUGGGGCCCAGGAGCAAAAGCCAGCUCCCCUGCUCCUUGCUGUUUGAAGACGACAGCAGGCCUCAGGCUAAGGACUCCCAGACCCUCAUCUAGCCUGAACACCUGCCCUGCAAGAUGACAGAAGGGCUGCGAGCAGGUAGCCAUGCCCCAUUUUCGGAAAGAUUUGCCUGGAGGGGAAGGUUGGGGUCUGAGGUCUCUGAGGAAAGAUCAAGGAGUGCCCAGUCCAGGGGCGGCUCUGCCUGAGGCAUGUGGUAAAGUAGGCAGAAGUUGGCAGCCAGGAGCAUGUGUUCUGAGCGACCCAGCAACUGGUGUGCGCUGUGCUUCGGUAAUUCUGGCUGCAGGACAGGCAGCUGCUGCUCCUGCUGCUGACGGUCCUCACUGGGGAGGGCACGAAGCUGGCGGUGCAACACUGAAGAGACAAAGACUGGUCAGGAGACAACGCCACGAAAGCCCUCUACCACAGCCCACGCCCUCAGGUGUGCUCUUACCGACAUACUCAGCUGGCACGCGCCCCCUUGUGUCAGAGGAGUACAUAGCAGGUACCAGAAGAAGACAGAAAGAAAACAGGAGGACCUAGAACACAGGAAAACGGAGAUGAAGGGCUCAGGUCAUACAGCCUGGUUCUGCCAAGGAAAGGCUCUCUCGUCCCAUCCUCACCAGGACACAUGUGCUGCCACUGCUGGUUCUGUUUGCUAUCUCAAUCACCAUGGCCUGAAGUUUCCUCAGCUGACCUAGAAGGGACCUAAGGGAAGAGAAGAAACAGUGGUUAGCAUGCCUUGGACUAGCAUGCUGAGGUGCAGUGAACGCUGCUGUUUAAGGCCCCCCACUCCACUGCUGCAGUGGAUCCAAUCUCUUAACUUCCUUGCCAUUUCUCCCCCAAAUAACUUCUUUGCGCACAAAUGCCUGUAGUUCCUUACUGAAACAAAAAAUAAAAUUUCUCUGCCCUGACUUAAAC
Messenger RNA from Acomys russatus (golden spiny mouse), 4099 nucleotides. It is a transcript of the gene Gba2, whose product is annotated as glucosylceramidase beta 2. Gene Ontology annotation, biological process: glucosylceramide catabolic process; central nervous system development; carbohydrate metabolic process. The transcript is spliced from 17 exons. The record is from RefSeq and is a predicted model, not a curated record. NCBI's taxonomy places the organism in Eukaryota, Metazoa, Chordata, Mammalia, Rodentia, Muridae. The coding region runs from base 85 to 2844 and encodes 919 amino acids. Gene Ontology annotation, cellular component: membrane. Gene Ontology annotation, molecular function: glucosylceramidase activity; beta-glucosidase activity.